UUUUCUUAAUUUUAGUUCUCAAAUUUACAGGAACCAAUAUGUUUCCUUUACACAAUGCUGUUGCCUCAAGAAACUUUAAUGAAGUUCAGCGUCUGCUGGCAGAUGGACAUGAUGUUAAUGAACUACAUUAUGACCGUGUCACACCACUUCACAUGGCAUGUUUGUCAGGAGAUUUGAAGACUACACAAUACCUUCUAGACAGGGGAGCAUGGGUUGAUGCACAGAGCAUAGAUAACAGUACUCCCCUCUGUGAUGCAUGUGCUGGAGGCAGCCUAGAAUGUGUAAAGCUGUUGUUACAACAAGGUGCCUCAGUUAACCCACCAUUACUGCUUUCUACACCUCUACAUGAAGCAGCACUGAGAGGACAUACGCAGAUUGUUGCACUGCAUUCAAGAGGUGCCAGGUUGAAUUGUAAUGACCUUCACUAUGGAACACCGCUGCAUGCUGCUUGUUCGAUGCAGAGACCACCAUAA
Messenger RNA from Penaeus monodon (black tiger shrimp), 473 nucleotides. Its product is annotated as ankyrin repeat and SOCS box protein 13-like. The record is from RefSeq and is a predicted model, not a curated record. Lineage: Eukaryota; Metazoa; Arthropoda; Malacostraca; Decapoda; Penaeidae. Gene Ontology annotation, molecular function: protein binding.